UGUAGGCUAGCCAAUCAAGAUCAUGACAUCAGUACCUUUAUAAGCCAGUAGUCAAAGCGAAAAUUAACUUUAUCAUUGCAGUCAACGGCAAGCUAGCUCCGAAGUAACCCGCAUUCUGGGUCUACAUCGGUUAAACCCCCAAGCCAAGCUGCUCACAACUUGCUGCAGAACCAGCUAUGAAGAUCAAAGCAACAUUUAUACUCCUGGCCUUUAUAGGUCUCGCAUCGGUGGUGACAUCCCAAACGAACACCUACUGCGGGAGACGUUUGGCUACAACGUUGGACUACCUCUGCGAAGGCCACCUGAUCAAGAGGUCUGAGCCCCAACUCAACAGCCUCCAACCAGUAUGGCCGUUAAUGGAUGCGCAAAAAGCUCUCGAAAUGCGAUUCAGGGGAAAGAGACAGGUGGUCGCCGAAUGUUGCGAUAAACCAUGCACAAUCGACGAAUUGAUGACAUACUGUGGCAUCUAACAUGUUUGCUGAUACCCGAUAGCCUGCCUCAUACUUAAUGGAAUUCGAUGAUUAUGUAACCUCGAUAUGAAUAAUGUAUAUUAAUAGUAGCACUAUAUAAU
This is a messenger RNA of Pararge aegeria (speckled wood butterfly), 571 nucleotides long. RefSeq names its product bombyxin A-3 homolog. Lineage: Eukaryota; Metazoa; Arthropoda; Insecta; Lepidoptera; Nymphalidae. Gene Ontology annotation, cellular component: extracellular region. The transcript is spliced from 3 exons. The record is from RefSeq and is a predicted model, not a curated record. The coding region runs from base 177 to 470 and encodes 97 amino acids. Gene Ontology annotation, molecular function: hormone activity.